Messenger RNA from Dreissena polymorpha, 2911 nucleotides. RefSeq lists its product as uncharacterized. NCBI's taxonomy places the organism in Eukaryota, Metazoa, Mollusca, Bivalvia, Myida, Dreissenidae. The record is from RefSeq and is a predicted model, not a curated record. The coding region runs from base 321 to 1340 and encodes 339 amino acids. The transcript has 8 exons.
UUUUUGCGGAAUAUAACACGAGUGGUAUCUAUUUAAAAAUCAUCUUGCGAAAUAAUUCAACGGUUUUCUAAAAACAAAAGCUGUGUGUUUCAGUUUCAGUAUGACCAUCUACGUUGAUAUUAUUAAAAACAGUAUACAUAUAUAUCAAUGGUGCGUCAGCCUACAUAAAAAAUGAACGCUCGCAAUUUAACUGUGCUGUGGACCAUUGAAAUUAAAAUAAUUACAGUGUAACUUUAUGAACUAAUAAAUUAAAGCGAUAUCAUGUGUUUCUAAGAAAUUAUCCAGUUGAAGUUUUAAUUACUCGGCUUGUGGAAGCUAAAAUGGUGGACAGAGAUGAAAACACAGGGCCAUUGUCGUUUGCCGAUGUCGGAAUUCCCGCCCCGAAAAAUACCAAAAACACAUGCUUUGGAAAGAUUCGAAGCUGGCAGAGUCUAACCAAGCUCGAGACAGCCUUCCUCGUGACAUCACUGACCGGCAUUGUUUGCUUCAUUGUUUUCACGUGCAUCAGGAUCGCGAAUAUGCCCAGAGACGACCCCGAUUUCACAUUUGCCAUACUCGUGCUAGUAAACGCAGUGAUAUGUCUGUACUACGCGGUGAAUGGUAUCAUGUACGAACGUCCAUGCGAGCUGAUCUUACUCGUCCUGGCUACGAUAACGAUCUGGAUCUACCUGGUGCUCAACUAUGCCAUCAGUGUCCGAACUGACAUCAAACUCGCCCGGAUGGUAGUGACCUCAGUUCUGGGACCCGCUUUGAUCGCCAUGGGCGUGUACAUAUGUCGGCAUUACAUGCUCUCCAAAAAUCUCAUCUUCCGGACAGUGGGUGCAAACGCGGACCUCCAGAAAAUGUGCAACACUAUGUUCAUCUUCAUCGAUCUUCUGAAAGCGGAUCUACAGAUAUCUGUUUCCAUGGCGAUCCUAGUCAUGAACGACGGCACCAAACUCAACUUGGAGGACAAGAUUCUACUUCCGGUAGUACUGGUGGUCAGUUCCGGCACGUUCGCCGCCGGCUAUUGCAGCGUGAGGCUCGAGUCACGGUUAUCGGCCUUGUUCUUCGUUAUUCUGUGGUUUGUUCUGCCGGCCUACGCCAUGUAUCUUGUUGUCAAGGCGGGACAAGACCUCCAAGAUACGUCACACGACUCAAAAACGGAGAUAGGUCUGUAUGCAGUGUUGUUUGUGACGGCAGCAAUUGCGUUGGUAUUGCGUAUGGCGACAUUGUUCUUCGGCGUAAAAGUGUACAAACAUUUCGGGAAAGGUUUAGCAAAAAAAGUGUUUGGAGACCCGACUCAAUCUACGACCAGCUCGGUUACCGAACAAGAACCGAAUAUUAACGGAUCGGCGUGACGACCCUAAAGGAGAUAAGUGUGAACGAUUGAGCGCCAACUGACUGUACAUAAAAUACGAACAUGUAGCGCAUAUAGAAGCCUCGAUGUAGGAAAACUGGUCUUUAUAAAUGUGGGUAAAAUCAAGUCCCAGAUCAACCUGUACAUUCGUGCAGGCUAGUUAAGGACGUCACUGCCAGCCUAGACUGGACUUUCGCUAUAAAGAGACUUCCUUUGAUCGAACAAUCCAUGAAAACGGAAAGUGUCGUCUUUGACGUCCAUCCCAUAGGCUUAUCUGGGACGACACUUUACGCACACAUAUAAACACAUAUAAACCACCAUUUUCACAGACAAACAACUGGACUCGUUCCAGAACCGGCGUUGCAGUUCAGUAUGAGAUCGAAUAGAUCAUGAACAUACAGUGGCGUGUUUUAUUAGAUAUGCACCGGUAAACGAGGCAUACAAGUAUAAGUUAUGUUUGAACUAUGUCAUUGGCGUCGCACUGAAGUGCGGUGACUCGUAUGUAAUACGUUUUUUUUCGCUUAUGGGAGGAGAAGUUAUUUUACGGAUCAAUGUAUAUAUUUUUGUUGUCAGAAUAUCUUGCAUAGUGGUGAUUUUUGUGUGUAAAUUAGUGUAAAUAAGUACUGCAUUUGUGCCUAUUACAUUUACUUCAACAUUUAUUGCUAAUAAUGCAAAGCUAAUUCUUUUACUUAAUAACUGAUCAGUGGUGCUCUGUGAAAAGGGGUUUUACUGUUUGUGCGUAAAGUGUCGUCCCAGAUUAGCCUGUGCAGUCCGCAUAUGCUAAUCUGGGACGACACUUUUCGCCUUAACUGGAUUUUUGAUAAGAAGAGACAUUCUUUAAACGAAAAAUAUCAUAAAAGCGGAAAGUUUCGUCCCUGAUUAGCCUGUGCCGACUAAACAGGCUAAUCUGGAACGACACUUUACGCACAUGCAGUAAACCCCCUUUUUAAAGAAUACGGCAAAUAUGUUUUUACUGACUCAUAGCCCAUAAAAUAAGGAAAUAGUUAGGUCAAGACGGAGCUGUAUCUAAAACUGCUACAUCGUGUUAAGUUUAUCAAAAAUAUUUUAUAUGCAUAAUUCAUCACAAAUCCAUUUAUAUUUUUAACAAAUAAAUAUUAUUCGUCGUGCACAGUUUGGCGUUAGGAAACAUGUUUCAUGUAAUGCAUCUUAUACACACAUGGUUGAAAGAAACAUAUACAGUACUGGUAAAUUGGUUGUUUUGGUGGUUUGAUACUUAAGAAUGGACUUUGACUGUACGUUGACCAUGUCAUUUUUCUCGGGAAACAAAAACAGUAUUUUUUCAACGUUCACUUAAUAUGUUUACUUCUUACUAAACUCGCAAGAAACAUUUUGUUAACAUUGUAAACAAACAAUGAUACGUAUCUAAACAAUCAACAUGGAUCAAUUCUUGUUCCAAAACUAUUCAUAUUAUACAUAAUCGACAUCUAUACAAAAACGUUUGUUAUUUGGUGCCAUCAUAUAUGCAUUAUCUGUAUAAAAAAAACGAACCGCACAGUUAACGGUCAGUUAUACGCAACGAUUAAAUACUGCAACAAAACCACGAACAGUUAA